Messenger RNA from Gongylonema pulchrum, 564 nucleotides. Lineage: Eukaryota; Metazoa; Nematoda; Chromadorea; Rhabditida; Gongylonematidae. The record is from the annotation of a GenBank genome assembly.
AUGGUGGAGUUCGGCAAAGAUUUGAAAAUCGAUGCGGCAUGGCUUGCCGAUAGGAUAAAUAGCACGGUGGUGGAUGCGGAUGGUCACUGGAAGACAGCUCUCCUGAACGAUAUCCUUGCGAAAGCAGCCAAACCCUGUGUGCCGGAGGAGAGCACGAAAAAGACCGUCUUCACGAAUAAUCUGCGCACCACGAUGAUUUAUAGUGCCCUGUUGCAAUUGAUGAAUAUUGGCCACUUGAAGCAACGUGAUUUGGAGAACCGAUUAGGUGGCGAUUUUCUUCGUGCCGUGAACGGAUCGUGCUGCGAAAAUGUUGUUGGUUAUGUACCGAUACCGACGGGAGUUGCCGGCCCAUUGCUUGUGAACAACCGAAAAUACUUCGUACCCUUAGCUACAACAGAAGGUGCACUUGUGGCCAGUACCAAUCGUGGUUGUCGUGCUUUAUUUGUAAGUUUUCUUUUUACUUUAACUCUGAGAACGGCCUUUUCGAAUUUGCUAAUCGGAGAUGGUGAUUUACUUGAGCGUUUGUUCAAUCCCUUUGAUUCAGCUGUAGUUCGGAGUACUUGA